Messenger RNA from Solenopsis invicta (red fire ant), 4620 nucleotides. RefSeq lists its product as uncharacterized. Bases 449 to 760 code for a protein of 103 amino acids. Lineage: Eukaryota; Metazoa; Arthropoda; Insecta; Hymenoptera; Formicidae. The transcript has 3 exons. The record is from RefSeq and is a predicted model, not a curated record.
UAAUUUAAACGACAGCUUUCGAUGUCUUUGAUGCAAGACAUAUAAUACUUAUUUCUUUAUCAUCAACCUUAUGCAACGUGUCAACUAACAUAUUUCCAUUAUCAUUUUAAAAAUCCGAAACAGUUUAUUUUUAGGUGCGACCCCUUUCACGUGGAAUGCCCCGUAUAUAGAAUUACUUUCGAUCGAAAAUGAAAAAUAACGCGUUGAUAUCGUCAUUUGACCGUAGAUAUUUAAGGAUAAUUUCAUCCACUGUGACUUGCAUCCGGGCAACAUUCUAGUGGAAAAAGCGGUCGUCCCGAAGGCGAGCCUGUUCAACACCUUUCGGCGGGUCAUUACCCUCGAUUACGUGGCGCACGACCCACGCCUGAUCAUACUGGACUGCGGCCUAGUGGUAUCUCUGAAUGAUCGCUGCCGACAAAAUCUCCGAGACGUUUUUUACUCGGUGCUAAUGGGAAACGGCGAAAUGGCGGCGCAGUACAUUCUGGAGCACAGUUCGCACAUGACCCCCGACCCGGACGGCUUCAAAUGCUCCAUGAGAAACAUCAUCAAGUCUCACCUUUGCAAUCCGUUUAACGUAAACGUAAGUACCGUUGUGUCGGAAUUAUUCUCCGCGAUGGUCCGUCACCGAGUCAAGCAGGACGGAUCCUUCAGCAGCGUGAUUCUCAGCAUGCUGGUGAUCGAGGGCCUCGGCCGAUGCCUGGAUCCCAACGUCGAUAUUUUCACGGAACUCCUGCCCUACGUGCUCAGCAGCGCCAUAUAACAACGAAUAAAGACGAGGCUGUGCGCGAACGAGAGUUAAGUUCCUCCGGAAUGUCAUUUCUACAACAUUUCUACUUUUUUUUAUCAUUUGAUACCGUGUCUCUCGUAACAAUAAAACGAUCGUUUGCAUUUAAUUGUGAAGAAUGCGUUAUGUAUGUUCUCGUUGUCUCGUAACGCGUUAAACACGCUACAUGCCCAAUAAACGUUAUUCUCGUUGCGCAGUUUAAAUCGAGGGAAUAAGGUAUGGUUCCGGGCUCGGGCGAAUUCCAGCUUUAAUAACGCGGCGGUCAGAGACGAUGAUGCGCGCCUUUGCGCGAGAGAGAAAGAGAGGGAAAAAAAGGGGGCGAGGGAGCGAGGAAGGGAAAAUGGAGAGAGGAUUCCCAUUUUUAAAACGAACCACCGCGCCGUGUAAUCGCAUCCGACAGAAUUCCGGCGAGUUGUGCGUGAUCGCUUCCUGGUUGGUCAGCCGGGUCUCUUUGCCGCACGGCGCGGCGCAGUCGGGGCGUACUGCAUACGUGCACGCGCAUACAUGCACCUGUGCCCGUACCCUCCUUGCAUCCGCACACACCGAAUUACGUGCGUGGAUUUACCGUUCGGUGAUGGAUGAGAAGCGGACUAUUAAUCGAAAUUCGUUGAAUCACUUCCUUCCUUUCUUUCUUUCUUUCUUUCUUUCUUUUCACAAAAACCGCAAGUGGUUGAUCGAGUUACAAAUACGCGGAGCUAAGUCGGUAGAUUCGUGUCGACAUACCGCCUCGAAGACUUUUUAAGGAACGUUGACUCCGCGUAUUCAGCCAAAUAUCGAUAUCGUGUCUCGCGUUAGAUUCACGCACGCUAUAGCAGUUUAUUAACGAAACAAACAAAUAAGAGAGAAAAUCUUUUUACAUAGAGGAAGUAAAGAAAUAAAAAUAAAUAAAUGCUAUCUUUUAUUUUCUCAUUCUUUUUCACUUUAUAUUUUACUUUAUUUAUGCAUCUUCCAGUGUUGUUCACCUUUUACUUCAUUUUUUAUUCAUUUAUUCUUCGCUGUUUCUUCAUCUUAUUUUAGUUUAUUUUCCUUCGAAGGUCGAAGAUGAGAACUUGAUUACGCGAUAUGGUAAUGUAUAUACAUAUAAUCGCUUGUUAUUUUGGGAAUCUUGGCUCUUCGCUUGGUAAAUUCUAUUUUUAGAUUCACUCCAUAAUUAUGCUUGAGAAAAAGAGAUAUAAAAGGAAAAAAAAAUUCUUAAAAAAUUCGCCGGAUCUAUUUGUCAAAUUUAUCAAAUAAUCUCGCGUGUUCUCUCUCUCUCUCUCUCUCUCUCUCUCUCUCUCUCUCGAAAAUGUGGCGAUAGAAAGAUGCGUUGCUGUUCACACGUUUACAGGCGAAUAAUUAAAAUUCCAAGAGACAAAGUACGAGAAAGUAAAUGUGAUUUGUCGCGACAGCGGAAGGCCGAGCGAAGGUUAGAUUUGGUCCAAUUAGUUGCGCGAUCAUCUUUAAGAAAUAAACCAACCGCUUUUAUAGUACGGUCGGCUUUCUGUCUCCCUUUCACACGUCACCUGCAGGGCAAAUCCCGGACCUACGUCGUUUUUCGUAAAAGAAAUAGGUUUCCUUCUGCCCUGUGGGACUCAAAACGGAACGUGAUAAUUAGGCGCAGUUAAGCAACGCACACAGGGCCAACUUCGAAAACCAGUUUUUUUUUAGCAACAGGCCGUCUCUUUAGCAACAGAGUUCAGACAGACUUCACGUCUCACAUCCUGUAUACAGCGGAAUACAAUGUCAAGAAAAAGAAAGAAAAAAAAGAUAUUCGGUGAACGUGUCUCGAGAAUUUUUGGAAUAUCCUUAUUUUGGAAUAUCCUUAUUGUUACUCGGAAUAAAUUAUUACUCGCCGAGCCGCGUCGGGUUCACCGCCGAAAUAUCGUGAAUGACGUUUUUGUGGCGGUUUUUUUUAGAUAUCGCGUCGAACGUCUACAUAAAAUAUCGCGUGUCACACGGGAGAUUCUCUCUCGGGAAGAAUCUUCGCUUCGCGUCGCGACUUUUUCGGGACGCCGAAUUGUGAACGGCGAAGUCACGUUUUCGCUGCUUCACGUGAGACACGCACGCCUGCCUCUGUCGUGGUUUAUUUAUGCGUGCGAUUAUUUCGCGCCGUAGGAACAGAUGUUUGCGCGUAUAUAGGGUGUGCCGAACCUACCACCGAGGAGUGUUUUCUCGGCUGACGCUGAGAGUGAUGGAAAAACUGAAAAAAAGGAAAACGGCAAUCGUCUCGGUCUCUUCGCUAAUAGAUCUUAAAUAAUUGAUCUUUCCGAUUAACGCGCAACUUAUUGUAACUAUAUCGUUACGCUAAUAUUAAAAUAAUCAUUAAUUCAAGUAAGUAAAAUUUACUUGUAAUUCGUAAUACAAGUUACUUUCAUUGAGAACAUAUAUUUUUGUAUUUAUUUACAAGUAAAUUUAGUUUUAAAGUUUACCCGACAGUCAAGUUAUAGAUAUUUUUUUUAUAAUUUGAUACAUCGGUACAGGUAUUUCGCGUUUGUCAAUUCCGUAAACAUGAGCGCAAUUUUAUCUUGCGCGAAGGAAACAUUUUAUUUUUCUCUCAAAGGUCUUCUCUUAAUUCAAACGGACGUUAUCCCUUAUCUAUCAAGGGAUUAAUAUAGCGUUCUGUAAAAUUAAACUUCUAAGUAAAAACGCAUUAUUCCAUUAGCAAACUCUGUAGUGUGUAACGUUCUCGCUAUGGCUGUCGCGCUAUAGCCGGUCGCUCUAUAAAACAUCCGACAUUUGUCAAUUUUUCUGUCUCCUCCAAAAGAUUCCUCUAGCUUUGCACGCACGCUUAAGGCCAAAAGCAUUAGAUGCUUCGUUGAAUUUAUAAAUGUAAAAUUAGAAAUUUGCCCAAAUUAUUACAUAGGAUUAUACGAGUUAUUUUAGCGACAGGAUCGAUGCGCCUUUUAUCUAGCAGCCUCACUAUAAUUGCGUGAGCUAGCUAACGGUACAGCGCUCAUAAAUUAUCAUUAGCGUUGGGAAAGAAUUUGCGCAUCGUUUUUCUUAACGCGAACGUGACCCCGCGUUAGGCUUCAGGACUAAAUUUAUGUAUUGUAAAUUUCAAAGGGAAUACAUCACGGCACAUAUUAUGGAUUCUGGAAUUAUUCCGUUUUCUCUAGAAAACAUAACAGCAAUCUGAAUAAUAAUUUAAAUAAUUUGAAUCGGAAUCCAUUCCGAAAAGUUCCACGAUACAUGCCCAGGUAAUAUUUAACGAAUAACGAGAUGAUUUAAAAAGGGGCGUUAACGGGAAGGCAGGGGGUUAAUUAAAUCCGCAAUUGCAAAACUUCCCCGGUCGGUUGGGUCGAAUUGACGUUUAAAAAGGAGGUCGCGCUAGAUCGUAGAAAACGAUUGUGUCGCUUAUUAAUAUCACUGGUUAUUUUGCGCGUUCUGCGGCGCAUUUUUGUACCUACUUAUGGAAACUUAGCUCCGGCCAGACAUACGCAAUCGGAGAAACACGACCAACGCGCGUUCCAUACUUCGAGAUUUAUAGAACCAACGCAUGCCCGCUUGUUAAUAAUAAUAAUUUAAACUGGAACGCGUUUAGAUUCGGUAGGGGACCUAUUCCAAAAAAUAAAAAAUAAAAACUUUGUUCUUGUCGAUUUGAGAACACUCGUAGAAAAUAAGAAUGUCUAUGGCGAUUGUGCAGAUUAAACGCUUGACAAUCACACACGUUCGCAACGCGCGUUUAAUAAUAAAUAUAUGUUACAAUUUAUACGUAAUAAUUACAAUAAAAAUGAAAUAGUUGAGAGAGAGAGAGAGAUUGAUUGAUUGAUUAAGUGUUUAUUGAAAUUCUAAGGCUGCCCUCUAAGAAUUUAGGAACGACAAGAUAAUUUAGUAACAAAAUCAGAUAACAUAUAUAU